UUUGCACUAAUACCUCUUCAACUCAUAGCUGGUUUUGUAAAGUCACCGCUGUCUCAAAAGAGACUGACUCAGGACAGCGUCGAAUUGUACUGCGAGGCGAUUGGCAAUCCUAUUCCUGAGAUCCAGUGGUGGUUUGAGGGAAGCGAACCAAAUGAGACCUAUGCUCAGCUUUGGGAUGGUGCACGGCAGGACCGUGUCAAAAUCAACGCCACCUACAACCUGCACUCUACCAGUACCAUCUACAUCGCAAACCUCUCAAUCGACGAUUCGGGCAUGUACGAGUGCCGGGCUAGCAACGACCCUGACCGCAACCACUUGUCGAAGAGCCCCAAAGUCAAGUGGAUCCGUUCCCAGGCUAACGUUUUUGUCAUCGAACGUCCAAACAUCGUAACUCUCGUAACUGUCAAUUCUGGCAAACUGGUCCUCUCCUGUAACAUGACUACGCCUUACGCUUCCAUUGAGGGCCAUGAGUGGAUGAGAGGAGACAAGAUACUUCAAACGGACACGGAAUCGAAUGCUUUCACCAGUUACACAAUUGAGGGGAAGAUGGAAGAGCACUCUGGAGUGUAUGAUUGCAUCUACAAAACAAGCCCAAUGAUAAAAGGACAAGUGAAUAUAUCAGUUCCACCCCAAGUGGUGGCGUACAAGAAGUCUGAGCAUGGAAAUGAGGCAGACACAGGAGUGCUGACCUGCAAGAGUUCCUCUUUCCCCCCUGUCGCUUCUUGGAUCUGGUACAAAAAUGGUCAAGAGCCUAUCAUCAAUGGUUCUGGUCGAUUCAUUAUCAAGUCUGGUAGCAACAAAACAGAGUUACGCAUUCUUAAACUGAAUAUAGAGGAAGAUACAGGCGACUACCACUGCAAUGCCACCAACUCCCUUGGCUUUGGUGGGGCUACAGUGAACCUGCGUGUACGCAGCCGUCUGGCAGCGCUCUGGCCCUUCUUGGGUAUUGUGGCAGAAGUCCUGGUUCUUGUCACAAUCAUCUUCAUCUAUGAGAAGAGGAGGAAGCCAGAUGAGGUUCUUGAUGAUGAUGAUGGAGGUUCUGCACCACUGAAAAGUAAUGCCACAAACCAUAAGGACAAGAAUGUCCGCCAGAGAAACGCUAACUAAGAGCAGGAGCCAGGUGACGUGUAGCUGAAGAACUUGUCUGGACAUUUUUUUCUUCUAAUUUUUUUUGGUAAAAUAGCACCACGAAUAUCCUAGUGCAUCCUUGCGAUUCAGUUAUUUCACUUUCUAAAGAAACUUAAGUUGUAGAAUCUAAAAUAUACUUUUUUUUAAAAAAAAGAAAGAGUUGUGGGAGGGUUUUUCUACCUAUAAAUGUAAAUCCCUUGUUGCUGGUAGUCUUGGUCACUGGCUGGCUGUCCUAGGUUUCUUCAUGUUACAGAGGGAGUGGGUGGGAGCAGAACCUACUUCUGUUCCUUAUCUGUGGGAAGAACAGGGUAUGUUGGGUAGGGCUCUUCUGAAAUGCCCUCUUUGCCCCACCUUAGCUUUUAAGAGGCCAUACAAGGAGGCAAGGAGAGCUGACCCUGAGCAUGAAAGUGAAAUGUGCACAGCUGCUUGUGUGCUAUUCUGUUGGAGGUGGCUGGUAUGGCCUGUGUUUCCAGUAGAUCUGCUGUCCUGUUUUGCAUCGAUCAGGAAGAAACUGCUUUGGUAACCUUCUGGAAGUGGCCUGACCUGACUGAAGGGAUUAGGAAACUAGUUAUGUGUCUUUCCCAGUGCAUCACCUGGAGCAAAGCUGCAUCUUUCCUUAGCUUUC
Molecule: messenger RNA, 1753 nt
Organism: Struthio camelus australis
Lineage: Eukaryota; Metazoa; Chordata; Aves; Struthioniformes; Struthionidae
Gene: BSG
Product: basigin (Ok blood group)
Biological process (GO): homophilic cell-cell adhesion; axon guidance; dendrite self-avoidance
Cellular component (GO): plasma membrane; axon
Molecular function (GO): cell-cell adhesion mediator activity
Source: RefSeq, a predicted model, not a curated record